This is a messenger RNA of Lactuca saligna, 2087 nucleotides long. The record is from the annotation of a GenBank genome assembly. NCBI's taxonomy places the organism in Eukaryota, Viridiplantae, Streptophyta, Magnoliopsida, Asterales, Asteraceae.
CCCUCACAUAACUCAAUCCCCACUACACUCUCUUUCUCUCUCACACACAAACACGCUCAAUGCGCGUACUGAUUUCUUUGAAAGAAAUUCAUAACUAAAAAAGAAAAAGAAAAAUCUUGAUUUCCAACCUUCUAUAUAUAUAGCAACAAUCAGCCGUGCAAAACGAAUCUCCUACAUGCUCCUCCGUAAACCGCCUUAAAUCCGUCAUCCCCUCCACCGGUCUCCGUGAUUUCCGUACACCUUUUUCAACACCGCUAAAUCAUGGCACCAAUUCUACUACUUCUCUCCGCCAUAUGCCAUUUGAUCGUGAUCGUCGGAUUAACCCUACGCCCUACCGACUUCCUCAUCGGAACAGAACCUCAGUUAAGCUUCAACCGGACGGACCUCCAUUCCGCUUCUCUCGAUUUCGGCAAAAUGACGAGUAUCGAACCGACGGCGGUUCUUCAUCCGUCUUCCGCCGCCGACGUCGCAAAGAUCAUAAAAUUGGCUUACGAAUCCGGUCACGGAUUCGUGGUAUCAGCGAGAGGCCACGGACAUUCAAUCAACGGUCAGUCUCAGGCAGCCAACGGUGUGGUGGUCCAAAUGAGCGGAUCGAGUGGGGCUCCGGUGGCGCCGGUGGUUUCCGAGAAGUUGAUGUAUGUGGACGUGUGGGGCGGGGAGCUUUGGAUCGAUGUGCUCAAGUCUACGCUACAAUAUGGACUAGCACCAAAAUCGUGGACUGAUUACUUGUACCUUUCUGUUGGUGGUACUCUCUCUAAUGCAGGCAUCAGUGGACAAGCUUUCAACCAUGGCCCUCAGAUUAGCAAUGUUCAUGAGGUCGAUGUCGUCACAGGAAAAGGAGAGGUGGUGACAUGCGCAGAGAAUAAAAACUCGGAAUUGUUUCAUGCGGUUAUGGGAGGGCUAGGUCAGUUUGGGAUCAUCACAAGGGCUAGAAUUGCAUUGGAAGCUUCCCCUCAAAGAGUGAGAUGGAUCCGUGUACUGUAUUCAAACUUCUCGGUGUUUACCCAUGAUCAAGAAUAUCUCAUCUCCCUCCAUGGUCAACCAAGCUCCAAGAAGUUUGACUAUGUCGAAGGUUUUGUAAUCGUGGACGAAGGUCUCAUCAACAACUGGAGGUCUUCCUUCUUCUCCCCUAGCAACCCUGUUAAAAUCUCCUCCAUUGCUGAUGGUGGCAACGUCCUGUAUUGUCUGGAAAUCACCAAGAACUAUUACAAUCAUUCCGACCCACAAUCUGUUGAUCAGGAAGUGGACGCUUUGUUAGAGAAAUUAAACUAUAUACCAGCAUCAGUGUUCACUACUGAUCUUCCAUAUGUGGAGUUCCUGGACCGGGUUCACAAGGCUGAGUUAAAACUCCGGUCCAAGGGUUUAUGGGAUGUACCACACCCGUGGCUUAACCUGUUUGUACCCAAAUCAAGAAUUGCUGACUUUGACCAAGGAGUCUUCAAGGGCAUUUUGGGGAAUAAGACCAGUGGACCCAUCCUCAUCUACCCCAUGAACAAAAACAAGUGGGAUGUGGAGACGUCGGUGGUGACACCGAAUGAGGAGGUGUUUUACUUGGUGGCGUUGCUUAGGUCAGCUUUGCAGAACGGUGACGAAGCACUGACAUUGGAGCGGUUGAGUGAUGAGAACCGUCAGAUUUUAAAGUUUUGCAAAGAUGAAAAAAUCGAAAUCAAACAAUAUUUGCCACAUUACACCACACAAGAAGAGUGGAUGGAUCACUAUGGAGAAAAAUGGCCCCAAUUUUACAAGAGGAAAAUGGAGUUUGACCCUCGGCAUAUAUUAGCCACCGGUCAAAGGAUAUUUGAGCCCAGUUUUAUUUCUAAAAUGAAGUCGUGGUGAAGUUUUAAGAAACGAUGUUUGUAUAAGUCGGUAGAUAUAUUGGUCUUUUUGCAUGUAGUAAUGUACAUAAAGAUAGACAAUAUUGUAGAUCAGAAGUAGAGCUAACCAUUUUUUGCAUAUUCAUUGAUAUAAUGAUUUUUAGGUACUUCAUAUAUCUGAAUUCAAAGUGGAAAUUGCUUUUCCAUGUAUUACUUGGAAUAACACAAAAUUAUACGAAGUGUCAGUUUAAGGUAAAAGGCCCAAUAACGAGC